This is a messenger RNA of Elgaria multicarinata webbii, 9121 nucleotides long. It is a transcript of the gene FOXO3, whose product is annotated as forkhead box O3. Gene Ontology annotation, cellular component: nucleus; mitochondrial matrix. The record is from RefSeq and is a predicted model, not a curated record. NCBI's taxonomy places the organism in Eukaryota, Metazoa, Chordata, Lepidosauria, Squamata, Anguidae. The transcript is spliced from 3 exons. Gene Ontology annotation, molecular function: DNA-binding transcription factor activity, RNA polymerase II-specific; RNA polymerase II cis-regulatory region sequence-specific DNA binding. Bases 1380 to 3356 code for a protein of 658 amino acids. Gene Ontology annotation, biological process: regulation of transcription by RNA polymerase II.
UUUGUGUUGCCGCUCCUGGUUGUUAGGAGAAGGAAUGUGGAAGUCAGCAGAGUGGAGGGUGACAGGCUGCUCGAGCGAACUGCAGCGACGGCAGCAGCGAUUCUCCCUGGCCGAUCCUUCGCCUUUUGCUUUCUCUUUGCAGAGGGAUCGCGCGCGUUGGAUCGCGAUUUUAUUUUUGUAACAUUUUGCUAUAACGCUGCUGCUGCUGCUUCUAAAGUGAAACGAGCUAGAGACGGCUCCAGAAGCGAGGACCAUGCAGCGGCGCUGCGUUUUCCUCCCGUGCAUGUCGAUCUGGAUUUUCUCGCGUUUCCACUGAGCCAUUCUUACAAAUCCUUCCUGGAAGCUGCCGCUUGUUGUUGCUGUUCCUGCGUCCUCUUCCUCCCUUCGCCUGCGUGACCUCUCGCGCUGCCUUCUUUUUCUUCUUCUUUUUUUCUUUUUGCCGAUGCUUUUUUAAAUGACUUGAGUGAAAGGGGGGUGGGGGGAAACUGUCAAGAUGGCAGCAGCAGCAGCAGCAGGAGCGAGGAGGUUAUGAAUGUGGUAGUGUUGAUGCUGGAACAAAACCUUGGCAGCCCUGCGGAGGACUUGGGGCUUCUGAACCUGUUGGAAGAUCGGCGAUUGGACUUGCUUGGAUUCUGAGCUCCUCUGGUUUUCUCUCCCACAUAGAACAGGAAUAUAUAUAUAAUAUUUUAAGGCAACAGCAACCUGAAUUUCCUCCUCUUCUUAAAAAAGAUUUGUUUUUCUCUCUCCCUCUUUUGGGGGAAAGGGAGUAUUUCUUUCCUUUUUGCCGGGGAGAGGAGUUGACCUCCCCAAAUGUACCAGGCGUGAUCGGAUGCGUUUUCAGACUUUUGAGUGUUGUGAAGUCAGCGGGAGGGGAGAGUCUUAAAAGCGUGAAGAAAACGUCCGCCAAAGCAACAAGCAAGAGACUCGUGGCUUUUUUUUUCUUUAGGCGGGGGCAGCAGGAAGGGGGGUCUCUUUAAUGGAUACAGCGCGAUGCUAUUGGAGGAAUCCUGCACGGAGUGAAAGAUAAACAAACACACGGGCGCACUGCCGCGAAGAUUGGCUUCCAACUCUGCGGCGCUGGGGGCUUCUUCCCGAAUCGGUCGUCCUCGCGAUCCAAAGGAAGGGAUCGCGCACCUGGCGCCCACCGGAUUGUUUAUCGAUCUCCUUGUGAUUCUUUUUUUGGGGAGGGGCGAGGGCGGAGAGGUGGCGGGGUGAAAAGGAGGCGGCCGGACCUUUAAUGGAGAGUGGCAUGUUCGCUCAGCCUCGCUGAUCGCUGCUAGGAGGUGCGAGGAGAGGAGGAGGGACCGGGCAGUGGAUCGGGCUGACAUCCCCCACCCCCAGGAAGGCAGAUCAGCAUCAAGAGUGGGGGAGAGGCCAAGAUGGCAGAGGCGUCUCCCCCCGCCCCGCUGUCCCCGCUGGAUGUGGAACUGGACCCCGAGUUCGAGCCCCAGAGCCGCCCUCGCUCCUGUACGUGGCCCCUGCAGAGGCCUGAGCUGCAGGCGAGCCCGGCCAAGCCCGCAGGGGAAGCGGCGGCUGACGACGCCUCCAUGAUCCCGGAGGAGGACGACGACGCCGACGACGAGGAGCAAGGGGGCAGCUCGGCCAUGACCAUCGCCGUCUCUGGUGGCGGCGCCGGCGGCGAGUCUCUAGCCCCGGAGGACACGGCUCGCCUGCUGGCUCCUUUCUCCGGGCUGCCUGGCGAAGGAUGCGGCCAGGGCGCCAACGCGCUGAGCGGCGGGCAGCAGCAGCAGCAGCCAGGGGCGGCGGCGCCCCGAAAAUGUUCGUCGCGGAGAAACGCGUGGGGCAACUUGUCCUACGCGGACCUGAUCACCCGAGCCAUCGAGAGCUCCCCGGAGAAGCGCCUCACCCUGUCCCAGAUCUACGAGUGGAUGGUGCGCUGCGUGCCCUACUUCAAGGAUAAGGGCGACAGCAACAGCUCGGCCGGCUGGAAGAACUCGAUCAGGCACAACUUAUCCCUCCAUAGUCGUUUUAUCAGGGUACAGAAUGAAGGAACUGGAAAAAGCUCGUGGUGGAUGAUCAACCCAGAUGGUGGGAAAGGUGGGAAAGCACCACGGAGACGUGCGGUUUCGAUGGACAACAGCAACAAGUACACAAAGAGCCGGGGAAGAGCAGCUAAGAAGAAAGCAGCCCUACAAGCUGCGCAGGAGACGACUGAAGACAGCCCCUCCCAGAUUUCCAAGUGGCCAGGUAGCCCAACCUCCCGCAGCAGCGAUGAGCUGGACGCAUGGACAGAUUUCCGGUCCCGGACAAACUCAAAUGCCAGUACGAUAAGUGGCCGCUUGUCACCCAUCUUGGCAAGUACUGAGCUGGAUGAGGUCCAAGAUGAUGACGCUCCACUUUCCCCCAUGCUGUACAGUAGUCCACCCAGUAUGUCCCCAUCAGUAGCCAAGCCCUGUAAUGUCGAGCUGCCGAGGUUGACUGAUAUGGCAGGCACCAUGAACUUGAACGAUGGCCUGACAGAUAACCUUAUGGAUGACCUUCUGGACAAUAUAACUCUUCCCUCUUCCCAGCAGUCACCCACAGGGGGACUCAUGCAAAGAAGCUCGAGUUUUCCAUAUGGCUCCAAAGGUUCAGGUCUUGGUUCUCCCUCGAGCACUUUCAAUAAUGCUGUGUUUGGACCAUCCUCUUUGAAUUCCCUCCGCCAGUCUCCCAUGCAAACCAUCCAAGAGAACAAGCAAGCUACAUUUUCUUCCAUUUCGCACUACAAUAACCAAACGCUGCAGGAUCUACUGGCGUCAGAUUCACAUAGCCACAGUGACGUCAUGAUGACUCAAUCCGAUCCGCUCAUGUCGCAGGCUAGCACAGCCGUGUCUGCCCAAAAUGUACGCAGGAAUAUUAUGCUCCGGAACGAUCCAAUGAUGUCAUUUGCUGCUCAACCAAGCCAGGGCAGUUUGGUCAACCAGAAUCUGCUUCACCACCAGCAUCAGUCCCAGAAUUCCUCUCUCAGUGGCAGUCGUGCCUUGUCGAAUUCCGUCGGUACUAUGGGCUUAAGUGACACAAACAGCAUUGGAUCGGCAAAACACCAGCAACCGUCACCUGCCAACCAGUCUAUGCAAUCACUUUCUGACUCACUUUCAGGCUCUUCUUUGUAUUCCAACAGUGUGAGCCUUCCAGUCAUGGGGCAUGAUAAAUUCCCCAGUGAUUUGGAUCUGGAUAUUUUCAAUGGGAGCUUGGAGUGCGACAUGGAGUCCAUUAUCCGCAGCGAACUCAUGGAUGCAGACGGGUUGGAUUUUAACUUUGAUUCCCUCAUCUCAGCCCAGAAUGUUGUCACUCUGAAUGUGGGAAACUUCACUGGUGCUAAGCAAGCGUCGUCACAGAGUUGGGUUCCAGGCUGAAGGAUUUAUGCAAAGGAGGGGAAAAUGGGCAAAGCAGGCCCUUCAUCUGACACGAGUCCUAAAGAAGAAAAAAAUCCUUUGCCAAAAUCAACUGUCAGCAAGGACAGGGAUACCGUUUACAGCUUAUAACCUUUGUGAACCCUGCAUUAUUUUCCUAAUGAAAUAGAGACUGUUAAUGACCCCCAGAACCUGAGUGAUGAACCUCCAUGUCUGGAAUUGAACUCAUCCUGAAGUAUGCAAAAUCUUCCUAUUAUGGGGUGGUCCAGCACCAACUCGAGGAUGCAUUGGUUCAGCCCCCAUCCUAUUUCAGAACACACUGUGUAGCCUUUAAGAUUGUUUAUUUGUCAAUCAGUAUAUGGUAUUCCAGUAUGUUAAAGGGUUGCAGGAUAUUUUCAGUUGGCUUUUAUUUUUCAGGGUUUCCCCCACCCCACCCAUCUAAGGUGUGAGUAAUUUUCUCUCUCUCUCUCUCUCUCUGAAAUGCUUUAAUUGUUCCUCAUGAAUAUGGAAUGCAGAAUAAUAUAUGCACAAUGAAAAGCUGAAUCCAUUUUGUCUUGAAAUACCAACAGCACUUGAAUAUUACUGUCUUUAAUAGCACCUACCAACUAAUUGGAUUUAAGAGGUGGUUUAUAAGGGGAUUUAAUGUUUGGUUUUGGUUUUUAUUUUUAUUUUUAUUUGGGUUGAUUAGUUAAUUGGUUGGUUCUGAUCCAGUCCUUACAACCCCAAAAGUAUUUUCCUAAAUUAAAGGUACGUUUUCUUUUCUAUUUUCAGCACCUAGAGGGUGGAUUUUACCUCACAAAAUUAGCCACCACCAUUGCUGCAACCUAACCAGUGUUCAAAAGGUGCAAAGGAGAAGGGCAUUUCAUAACAUUUCGUGAGUCAGGAGCUGACUUGCGGUCAGUCAGAUCCACUUUAGCUUAGUGUGUUAGCUAUCCGUUCUGCCCAAACAACUGCAAUGGAUUUGAGUUUGGGUAUGAAAAUGAGUAAGUAAGCAGCACUGUUUGCCACCUUGCCAAACAAUUUGUCCAUAACCACCUAGAAGGCAACAGCUUGCUUUCAAAUUAUUGUUAUUAUUAUUAUUAAUAAUAAUAAUAAUAACAAAACAAAAAACUAAAUAAAAAAUUACUAUAUUGCAUGAAAACAGAGUUUUAUGUAUAUGCAUCAUCCAGGUCUUGGGUGAUUUAUUACACUGAUAAUUAUUUUUUACAUCCUUUCCUUGACUAUUCUUUCCUUCUUGUGAUGUAUCAUUGAGACUGGGAGGAAAGACUGAGGGAGGGCAGCAAGAAGAGACAGGGAGGGAAAAACCAUACAGGUAGCUUUUCAUAGGAGCGUAGAUUGUAAUUGGAUAAAUUCCACUGAAAAAGUAGUUUUUAUAUAUUUUGCUUAUAUGAGUUUCUUUUGUAAAUUUAUAUAGUAAUAAUGACUGACAGUUAUGGUGCUGUGCAGGUCGUGUUUUGACUACCUUUUAUUGGUAUCUUUUGGGGGAGCGGGGAGGAGAGAAACACAGAGAAAACCCAAUGGUACGUUAAAAAAGUGUUUGUUUUUUAAAGUGGUAUGAAGACACUUUGGCUAGGACAAUGCAUACAAAUUUCUCCAAAGUGAUACAUGAAAAACGUUUUCGGGCGUAAAGACGUAAUGCAUAUAAAUAUAUAAAAAUAUUUUAUUAUGUACAGAAACGGAUCAUUAUGCAUGAAUGUUAGUUAGAAGAACAAACUAGCAUUUUAACCCAAAGUUUCAGUGCAUGAGUUUCCACUGGCACAUGAACCAUGUACUCCGUGGUGUGACUCCCUUCAGCCACCACACAUUAGUGCACGUGCAUAUGUAAGGCACGCAAGCACACACACGUACAUACACACAUCUGUAGGCCCCAUAUUGCUCCUUCUUUUCCAACCCUCUGAGGUAAUGUUGGUGAAAUAACCGCUCCUCGUGUGAUGGAAGUUUUGUUUUGUACUGUAGCCUCCUCAUGAUUGUGCUGCGCUAUUCUAUAGAUGAACAUGUGAACUCCAUCAUGCAGUUCAUAACUGAAUUAUGAAACUCUGUGCUGUCGUGGUUCUAAAUAGGUCAUAGAAUAUAAACUUUCCAAAUACUUAAGAUUUUUUAUCAUUUAAAAAAAUACAGACUAUUUUUUUAAUAAUCAAGGUGGUAUAUUUGUCAAUGGCAGGGUUAAUUUAUCAUAUUUCUUUAAUCAGCGAUAACCAAUGUGUGUGUUUCUUCGCCACAUUGGAAAGGGCUUCCCCGAGAGGAAAACACUAUAAAAUUGUCAUCCGUUCCAGGGGCUUAAGAAAGAUGUCAGUUUAUUUAGAGAGACUCAGUUAUAGGUACCUAUUACCAAAGCUAGUUAAGAAUUUGUUCACAUGCCUUCAAUAUACAAGAGUAUCUGGUACAUCAUUAAAUGUGAAUUCAGCUGAUGAUGAUGUUUUGAGGUGUUUGUUGUUUUCUUCUCUGAUAUAGCAAUGUAUUUGGUGAUUGACAAUUUCUUUUAUUUCUAAGUUUCUGUCUUCUCAACAGGAAGUCUGUGCAUAAAAAAAAUCUGGUACCCACCAAGUUUAUGGUUUCCUCCUUUGACUUCUCCUGUUGAGUUUCCUUUAUCCACUUGAGAGUAUAAUAUUUCAGGGAGCUCAUGUAGAGCAGGAGUGGGCAGAAGGUACCCAGAUGUUUUGGAUUUCAACUCCCAAAAGUCCCUACCAAAAUGGUGAGUGACCAGGAAUUCUGGAAAUUGAAGUCUAAAACAUCUGAAGAUCUAGUUUCUGCCCAACCCUGAUGUAGCGGAACAAGUAGGUUCUCCCAUUGGCAAGUUCUUAAUUUUAUUCCCGUGAUUAAUUUGCAUCAAGCAUAGAAACUACGGGUGCAAAGUUAAACAUGUUUUAACCCAUUGUUUUCAAUGGGAGAGAAUUAAACACCUGCCAUAGACAUCAGUGGGACGUUAAGGCUGCCAUCUGAUGUGUAUUUUUGGGAGUAAACAAAAAGGGGGACUUCCUUGUAAAUAUGCAUAGAAUCAGGUGGUAUACCUGCAAUCCACACCUGCUGGAGAUAACAUGAUUUCCACUGCCUCACACCACGGCUGCUCCCUUAUAAUUUUUGUGGGGGAAAAUACACCCACAUGGUUAGGGGUUGCAUGCAGAAGGUCCCAGGUUCAAUCUCCAGUAAGGCAGAGAAAAACACAUACCUGAAAACGUGGAGAGCCACUACCCCAGUCAGUGUAAACAAGCCAGAGAUGGUCUGACUCUGUUCCCACCUUCCUGAAUUUUCAGUACUUUCUUGGGAGAGCUUUUGGGCGGGGGGGGGGGGGAGGCAUUUCAUCUGUGCAAAGGAUGCAUGAACCAAGGAACCCUUCUGAGUAAACAAACAUCCUAAUCACAAACCAGCUAAGCCAUGGUACUGAGGCUGCAGACUACUUUGCUCCGUUGACUUUGAUAGGAUAACAAUCAGCAAAUAGGACACACACACACACACACACACACACACACUUAGAUUGCAAGGAGUCUGUAUUUCUUUGAAAAGGCUAUUUAUUUAUUUAUUUAUUGUAAAAUUCAGCCACUAAAGGCUUACUGUCAUUACAUUGGACAUGAUCAAGUUGAAUGCAAGCACUUCGCAGCCUGGUUCGGUGCAUGUUUACUCAGAAGAAAGUCUCACUGCUUGUCUAGUGCACUCUGUUCUCAGUCAUAGAAUUGUUAAUCAGAAGGGAGUCUAUGGGACCUGCCAGUGGCUCAGUUUUCUUCCUCCUCUAUAGCUGGACCCCAAAGCUGCACACAACACAUAGUUCCAGAUAUUUGGAUUCAGUCCUCAACUGGGAGCCCAAUCAAGAAACUGCUCUUCAGUCAACCUCCCAGCAUCUGCACUCCAGCUUACAAGCUUAAGUAGCUUAUGGGCUUUCUGUGUCAAUCUUUUACCUGGAGCAUGUCCACAGCAUCCACAAUUAUUUGUCCAACUUGCUUCCCUGAGCCAGUCCCUAUAAUUAUGGUAAUUUAUAUGGACCUAAAAGAGUUAAGUGCUAGAUGAAAGCAAGCACCUGGGAAAUCCUGAGUUAGAUACUGGCCCAGUUCAGAUGUAACACUAACCCAUGGUUUUGUUACAAGAAUGAGCAGCUGUAGCCUCAGCUCACAUUCUCCACACUUCCCUCUCCCUCCAUCCACAAGGGGAGAAGAUUGAAAGCUCCCACUUUCCAUUUUGAAUAAACCAGUUUCCUGGCACAUUUCUAAACUCUAGAAGUUGAUCUAUUCUGACUGCAGUUAGUUAAACCAGGAUCUGAAACCUGGUUUGUCUGAACUAGCCACAGUUAGACGAAACUACAGUUUCCUGAGCUGAGAUGUAACAGGAUCCAAUGGGUUGGGGGUUUGUUUUGGGUUUUUGUACAUUUAUAUCCCACCUUUCAAAUCAAUCUGAAGGUAGUCAUGACUACAAAUAUACAAAAAUGAAAGUGAAAGCUUUCAAUCUCCUCCCUUUGCAUCUGAAAGCGGAGUUGCGGGGAAAGUGCAAGUCCCGGGAUCACUGCCACUCAUUCUCAUAUCACUAAAACCUGGUUUAUUGUUAUCUGAACCAGGCCUUUAUGCCAAAUGGUCUUUCUACAUUCAAAGUCUGAUACAGUUACUGGGAUGCUUUGGCACUUAAUCUAUAUUUUUGGGAUGCAAACUUCAAACCACAGAACUUGAAGUAGUCCUGAAGUAGUUGCGUUGACUCCGCAUAAGUGUUUUAAAUUUCCCAGCCAUCUACCAUCCAACAUGCAAGUACUCCAACCUGUUUAAGCUCCAUUUAAGCAUAUGAGAUGGCAUUCUUGAUCUAUAUAAUACUACAGUACACGUGACAAGACUCAGUUACUCCAAUGGGUCUGUGGACAACUUUUCAGACUUGUUGAAUUAUGUGGGAUUGUAUUUAUACAAUUAGGGUCAAUCCAGUCACCCUAAUUUUUGAAUUAUGAGUCCACUAAAAAUUGAAAUUAUGUCCAUUAAAUAAGGAUUUACCACAGAAGCAUAAGAAAUUCCUUUAACUGUCUAUUGAACAGUUCACAGCAUUCUGUUUUUCAACCACUUCAUAUUUCUUCUUUGAUUUCACGCUAGCUGAAAUAAUUUCUCCAAUAAUAGGUUACCAGGCUACUGCCUAUCAUAUCAAUGUCUUCAAAAACUAAAUGUUGGAACACUUAUCUUUUGGAAUUGGCAUCAUGGCUUGGCGACUAACUUCCAUUCACUAUUUUCCAAACGUUAUGUAUAUCGGAAAUACCAGCAAAUGUGAAGGGGGACCAGAUAUAAUUUAACUUGCUAUACAGAGGGGUGGGGAAUGUAUUGUACAUUAUGGCUUCACGUGUGAAACUUUUUUUUAACCAAAAAAAGUUGCAUGAAUGGACAAAAUAUGUAUACAGUAUCUGUAAAACUGUCUUAUCUGGGUUAUUUCUUUCACUGUCAAACCACAUACUUUGGAAGAAUAUUCCAUCCACUGCCUUAGUGCAUGGCCGUCUUUCCUAAAAGGUGCACAAUUUUUACUUUUCGUAUGAGCUACGUUGCAGUUUCGUUUGAAAGCUGGCACUGUUGGAAACUCAACGGUGGCUUUUGUGAAACCAAAUGCUGACAUGGGUGAAUAUACUACCUUACUACAUAAUGAUUGGAUGUCAGUUUGAUUUGAAAAUCUUCCCCCUUUGCAAAUGAAAUAGCGGUGCAGAGCUUAACUCCACUUGAUGUUAGUAGAUAUUGCCUUGUGUAUCACAUUCUCAAUUGUAAUCUAGUUUGUAAAAGAAAUUGUGACGCAUGUAAAUAAAGCAUAAUGAUCUCUAUGCUGAA